AUGUAUAUAUAUGGUUUUACUAAAGGGUCCUUGUGUUAUAUAUUUGCAGCCGCACACAGCGUCGGAUUCUCUCAUUGCAGCAAGUUUUCAAACAGGAUAUACAGCUUUAGCCGUCAAUCUCCGGUGGACCCGACACUCAACCGGGCGUAUGCGACCAAACUUCAACAGAUGUGUCCCAGGUAUGUUGAUCCCAGGAUAGCCAUCAAUAUGGACCCGAACGCUCCCAGGAAAUUCGACAAUGUUUACUUCAAGAACUUGCAGCAAGGCAAGGGUUUGUUCACCUCCGACCAGGUUUUAUUCACGGACAAGAGGUCUAGGCCUCUGGUAAACGCAUGGGCCGCCAAUUCACAGGCUUUUAACAAUGCCUUCGUCACUGCCAUUACUAAGCUCGGACGCGUAGAUGUUCAGACGGGGAAGAACGGGAACAUUCGUAGGAGGUGUGAUGCUUUUAACUGAGAAUGUUUCUCAGAUGUUAUUUAGGAUUAAACCGUUGGUAGACAAAUUUUCAGGGUUUGGAACAUCUAUUGUUUAG
This is a messenger RNA of Hibiscus syriacus, 532 nucleotides long. RefSeq names its product peroxidase 73-like. Gene Ontology annotation, biological process: response to oxidative stress. The coding region runs from base 1 to 456 and encodes 151 amino acids. The record is from RefSeq and is a predicted model, not a curated record. Gene Ontology annotation, molecular function: heme binding; peroxidase activity. The transcript is spliced from 2 exons. NCBI's taxonomy places the organism in Eukaryota, Viridiplantae, Streptophyta, Magnoliopsida, Malvales, Malvaceae.